This is a messenger RNA of Cuscuta campestris, 715 nucleotides long. The record is from the annotation of a GenBank genome assembly. NCBI's taxonomy places the organism in Eukaryota, Viridiplantae, Streptophyta, Magnoliopsida, Solanales, Convolvulaceae.
UACGCUCCUUCUCCCGUUCGACAAUUAGGUGAUUGGUUGUUCUUCACUUCUUUCACAUCCUGAAAUGUCUGCAUAUGACAAUGUGGUUGGUGGCAAGCUGAAACUUAAGGGCAAAGCAUUGGAUGUUAAGAGUGGUGGAAUGAAAAAGAAGAAGAAACAAAAGAAGAACUCUGAUCAGAUUGUCUCUCAAGUCAUGGAUCCUGAACUCUCUGCAGGUGAAAGUGCCGAAUUGCUCGUUGACUCAAACCAGGAAGAGAUGAUUGAAGAUGCUGACAAAUCCGUUGGGAAAGGAGAUGCUGCUCGAGAUCCUCUCACCCCAGCAGAGAGACGCUACAUGGAACAAAGAGAGAGGAUCGAUAAGAAGAGGAUGGCCAAGACUGCUAACAAAUCACACAGAGACAGAAUUGAAGAUUUUAACCAGUAUUUGGCUAAUAUGAGUGAGCAUUAUGAUAUCCCCAAAGUUGGCCCUGGCUAAUGAACGUUAGUGAUCACUGCAAGGGAGGCAAACUUGGUUCUUAAAUAGUGCUAGUACAUUGUCUUCUGAAAUAUGGCACUUUGAGUCGUUGCACUUGUGAUAGCUUUACCAUUGUAUCGAUUAUGGAUAUUCAUAUCAUGUCAAAAAACCAACUCAACCAAAAGCUCAAGAUUGUGCUCCAGAAAAUUCUUUAUAUAUUCUAACACGCCCCCUCAAGUGCAGGCGUGACUUCUUUGAGCC